AUGAUUGAUCAAAAGGAGCAGUCUAAUCAAAUUGUGCAAGACAAAAUAUUGUCAUUGAUACUCGGAUCAAACUCUCCUAGAGAUGCAUUAUUGUUAGAUAUUGUUAAAAGGAUUGAAGGUAACCUUGGAACAUCCUGGAAUAACCGUGUUUUCUCUUCGCAAUUUCAAUCGUCGAAUAACAAAGUCGACGACUAUGAGAGACAACCGACAUUUAUUCAUACCAAAGACGGCUUUGAGGUGUCUUUGGAUAUCGAGAUAAUCAAGGCAUCUGUACAGAGUUUCCACCCAAUGGCAAACUUCACUGUUGAAGAAAACCUAUCUCUGGAUGAGAUCCAAACCAAGAUGGCCAGUUUCAGUAACCUUUAUCCCACAGAUAUCGUUUAUAACUCCGAGUUUCUUCUCAUGUGUUUAGCAAGCUCUACAGAAAUCUUUAAAGACAAUGGUAGUGUGGACUUGAAGGCAUUUGUUGAAUCGUAUGGAAUGAGUUUUGUUCUAUGUUGUCUCUCGUCUGAAGCUCCAAGUGGCUAUUUGAAGUCGGCUAGAAGUAUCCUUGCCGCUGUUGCCUUUUAUUUAAGUGAGGAAUCAGAUAAGUCCUCUUCUUACAGAGAAAAAUUGGUCAUAAAACUAUUGGUGUCUAAAGUUCUUAACUUUUUCUCAUCGUCUAACCAAGACUUCGACAAAUAUCUGCCUUCAUGUGUGUGUACCAUGAUGGCUCUGACCUUACCAGUAAUGACCAAUCCGGGUCACUACUUGAAUGAGAAAGCAGUUGAUUUUCUCUUAUCAACACCGUCCCUGCGUGCUACAGAGCUACCCAUGUUUUCGGCUAUUACCAAGACCAGCUCAGAGAAUGCUAUAAGAGAAAUCCAAUGGCUCUUUGAGAAUCUGACUUACAGCUUAUCUACACAAAAGGACGUUGCACUAUACAUGCAAAAAGGAGUAUUUGAAUAUGCAUUAUCAGUGAAAGAACUGUCUAGUAGUAUUAAAAUCGAACCACUCAUUCUUAAAACACAAGAGGCUAUCGGUGGGUCCAUGUCUUUAGUGACUAGAAAUGGUGCCCUUUCAUGGACUAUCAAUGAGUUGUCGUAUUCAAAGGAAGACAGCGAUCGUGCAUAUCUUUUCAGAAAGCUAGGUUCCCGAUUUGUAGCCUCUUCCGACAGCCAAAAACUGAAUGAGUGGACCGAUGAUGCUAUUGCGGAGUUCAUAAUGGGGCUGAAAGCCUAA
Messenger RNA from Sugiyamaella lignohabitans, 1221 nucleotides. It is a transcript of the gene URB1, whose product is annotated as Urb1p. The transcript has a single exon. The coding region runs from base 1 to 1221 and encodes 406 amino acids. The record is from RefSeq and is a predicted model, not a curated record. Gene Ontology annotation, biological process: maturation of 5.8S rRNA from tricistronic rRNA transcript (SSU-rRNA, 5.8S rRNA, LSU-rRNA); maturation of LSU-rRNA from tricistronic rRNA transcript (SSU-rRNA, 5.8S rRNA, LSU-rRNA). Gene Ontology annotation, cellular component: nucleolus. Lineage: Eukaryota; Fungi; Ascomycota; Dipodascomycetes; Dipodascales; Trichomonascaceae.